Molecule: messenger RNA, 362 nt
Organism: Megalops cyprinoides (Indo-Pacific tarpon)
Lineage: Eukaryota; Metazoa; Chordata; Actinopteri; Elopiformes; Megalopidae
Product: histone H4
Exons: 1
Coding region: 23-334 (103 amino acids)
Biological process (GO): nucleosome assembly
Cellular component (GO): nucleosome
Molecular function (GO): protein heterodimerization activity; structural constituent of chromatin; DNA binding
Source: RefSeq, a predicted model, not a curated record
UGUCAACGAAUAAGGAGAAGAAAUGUCAGGAAGGGGUAAAGGCGGAAAAGGAUUAGGAAAGGGUGGCGCAAAGCGCCAUCGGAAGGUUCUUCGUGAUAACAUUCAGGGUAUCACCAAGCCGGCCAUCCGCCGUCUGGCUCGUCGUGGUGGUGUGAAGCGUAUAUCAGGCCUGAUCUAUGAAGAAACGAGAGGAGUGCUGAAGGUGUUUUUGGAGAAUGUUAUCCGCGAUGCCGUCACCUACACUGAGCACGCCAAGCGCAAAACCGUCACUGCCAUGGAUGUUGUGUAUGCCCUAAAACGCCAGGGACGCACACUGUACGGCUUCGGAGGCUGAACUGUUCGUCUGAAGAAAAAAAACCAAA